This is a messenger RNA of Staurois parvus, 627 nucleotides long. The record is from the annotation of a GenBank genome assembly. NCBI's taxonomy places the organism in Eukaryota, Metazoa, Chordata, Amphibia, Anura, Ranidae.
AUGGAAGUGGAUGUUAAAGGAGAGAACAGGACUAGCAUUUCUGCUGUGCCCCUGUCCAGUACAGUAGAGCGAAAUUCUCCAUUAAAAGUAGAAUCUGAAAAACCUCGUUGCUCUAGCACGCCAUGUUCACCAAUUCGUAGAACUGUUUCAGGUUAUCAGAUUCUUCACAUGGAUUCCAAUUACUUGGUUGGCUUUACAACAGGAGAAGAGCUUCUAAAACUAGCUCACAAAUGUGCAACUACAGAAGAGAAUUCUGGGGAAACUCUACCAACAUUUCGUGCCAAGCAACAUGACUCGGGACUCUCUCGCUCAUCUCGGAUAUAUAAAGCUAAAGGACGACACUAUCAGCCAUAUGAAAUUCCUUCAAUCAAUGGAAGAAGACGUAGACGAAUGCCAAGUUCAGGAGAUAAGUGCAAUAAAGUUAUUCCAUAUGAGUCUUACAAGGCGGCACAUGGCCCUUUGCCACUUUGCCUUCUUAAGGGUAAGAGAAUGCAUUCAAAGUCCUUGGACUACCUCAACCUAGAUAAGAUGAACAUCAAGGAGUCAGCAGAUACUGAAGUUUUGCAGUACCAACUUCAGCAUCUUACACUUAGAGGUGACCGUGUCUUUGCGAGGAAUAAUACAUGA